AAAUAGAGAAAAGAACACCACGCCGGAACAUCGCGCCACGCCCCGGCGGCUGGAGCGUCGCGCUCCGAUGCCCCCACCGAGGAUCGCCUUGUCCGCGCCCCACCACGACGUACUCCGCCUCCUCGACGCCCAGGACCUACCCGCCGCGGCGCGCCUCGCGGCCGCGCACGCCUCGUCCCCCCUCUCCCUCGCCGCCGUCCUCCUCCGCCACCCGCCGCCCCGUCUCGGGUACUGCCUCCACGCCCGCGCCGCGCGCGCGGGCCUCCUCAACGACCGCUACCUCGCCAACGCCCUCCUCGCCUUCUACGUCCGCCUCCCGCGCCACCUACCCCACGCGCUCAGGGCGUUCGACGACCUCCCUCAGCGCGACGUCGUCGCGCACUCCUCCAUCCUCGCCGCGUUCCUCCACGCGGGGCUUCCCCGCCGCGCUCUCCAGUCGCUCAGGUCCAUGGCCGCGGGCGCGGACGGCGUCUCACCCAACGCCCACGCAUUCUCCGCCGCCGUCAAGGCCUGCGCUGUGCUCCACGACCGCAACGCGGGCGCCUGCGUCCACGGGAGCAUCCUUGUCCGCGGAUUCAGCGACGAUGACAUCGUGCUGAGUGCGCUAGUCGACAUGUACGGCCAUGCGGCUUCGCCAGGUGAUGCACGGAAGGCGUUCGAGGAAAUGCGCGCCCCUGAUGGGAUAUGCUACACCUCGCUGUUAUCAGCAUUUGUGCGGAACGAUUGGUUUGAGGAGGCUGUGAGAUGGUUCCGGACUAUGGUCAUGACGAAUGGGGUUGAGCUGGAUGGCUGCACAUUUGGUUCAAUGAUGACAGCGCUAGGGAACUUGAGGAGGGUGAGGCAGGGCCGCGAGGCGCAUGCUCAGGUACUGACCCGUGGUCUUUGUGGGAAUGUGAUCGUGGAGAGCAGCACGCUCGACAUGUACGCCAAGUGCGGGGCGAUGUUGGAGGCACGCAAGGUGUUUGACAAGAUGCAGGUCAGGAAUGCAGUUUCAUGGUGUGCGUUGCUUGGAGGUUAUUGCAAUAACACAGAGUACGAGAAGGUUCUUGUGCUGUUUCGACAGAUGGAUAGGGAAUGCGAUGACUCAUAUAGCUUGGGGACUAUUCUAAGGGCAUGUGCUGGCCUAUCUUCUGUAAAGCCAGGAAAAGAGAUCCAUUGCCGGUUUCUGAGGAGUGGAGGCUGGAGAGAUGUGGUUGUUGAGUCUGCACUUGUAGACCUAUAUGCAAAAUGUGGCGCUGUAGACUAUGCUUAUAGAGUUUUUGAAGCAAGCAGUGUCCGUAACACAAUUACUUGGAAUGCCAUGAUUGGCGGCUUCGCUCAGAAUGGCCAUGCUGAGCACGCUAUCAAUUUGUUCAAUCGGAUGGUCAGCGAAGGGGCGAAACCCGACUACGUCAGUUUCAUUGGUGUUCUUUUUGCAUGUAAUCAUACUGGAAUGGUUGAGCAAGGACGGAACUACUUCAAAUCUAUGAGCAAAGACUAUGGCAUUGCCCCCGGAAUUGAACACUACAAUUGCAUUGUUGAUCUUCUCAGCAGAGUAGAACUUCUGGAGGAGGCUGAAGAUCUGAUAAACAAGUCACCUUUCAGAGAUGAUUCGUCCUUGUGGGCACCAAUCCUUGGUGCUUCUUCCACACAUUCAAACCCAGAUGUAGCAGAAAGGGUUGCCAAGAAAAUGAUGGAGUUAAAGCCUCAGUACCACUUGAGCUACGUUCUUCUUGAAAAUGUGUACAGAACAGUUGGACGGUGGGAAGAUGCUUUAGAGAUAAGGAGGCUGAUGAGAUCAAGAAAGGUCGAAAAGGAGCCCGGAAUGAGCUGGAUUGAUGUAAACAGAAGCAAACAACAUAUGUCAAAUGUUAAUGGGGCAGCUUCAGAACUAGUAGCCUCCGAGGACAUCAUCACAUGUGACAACUGACCUUAACAUUUUCUGUCUCUGCUUUUGUUGGCGAUUCUGUCCUGUGAUUGGCUUAUGAGUCAUUCGGAGUUUGGGAUGAAUUCUAGCAUGUAUUGUUCCCAAAAUGCUCUACUGUUAUAGCUGCAUCCCUGAAAAUUGAUACCAGCUGGUGUCUUGCAAAGUUCAACGCGUCAGUUGAUAGAGACAUGAAUAAUUUGUUGAGCACAUAUAUUCGUAUAUGCUUUGCGGCAUAUGUGUUUAUGUGGGUGCAAUGCCCUUAUUUGACAUGGCAGGCUUGGAUGGGAUGUGGCCUUAGCCACCAUUAACACAGAAGUGGGACUCUCAGACAGGCUGUCUACUUAUUGGCUUCAUUUGUAACCACAAAGAUAAUGCUCUCAGGAUGCGAGGAGAGAGCCCUUACCCCGCGGCCGAUUGUGAUUGGUGCAGCAGAGAUGCAGAAUGAUUGAACGCGUGGAGCCACUGCAUACAUACGUCAGAUGUGCUCGAAACGAGGGACAAUUCGGAGACACGCCUGGCCUGCCUAUGCCGAUGACGCUUCAUCCUGGGCUUCAGUCUAGGACACCCAGCUGUCAAACUCAAACUCCUAGCUCAUGUCAUCAGAUCUCCGACAGAUGCGGCAUCCAGCUCACCGGUUGUACGUCGUUCACUACACCCUAAA
Triticum aestivum (bread wheat) is the source of this 2567-nucleotide messenger RNA. Its product is annotated as pentatricopeptide repeat-containing protein At1g03540. The record is from RefSeq and is a predicted model, not a curated record. Lineage: Eukaryota; Viridiplantae; Streptophyta; Magnoliopsida; Poales; Poaceae. Bases 68 to 1909 code for a protein of 613 amino acids. Gene Ontology annotation, biological process: RNA modification. Gene Ontology annotation, molecular function: protein binding; RNA binding. The transcript has 3 exons.